Messenger RNA from Pieris rapae (cabbage white), 1503 nucleotides. RefSeq names its product peroxisomal membrane protein PEX16 (gene Pex16). Gene Ontology annotation, cellular component: peroxisomal membrane. The record is from RefSeq and is a predicted model, not a curated record. Bases 418 to 1407 code for a protein of 329 amino acids. Lineage: Eukaryota; Metazoa; Arthropoda; Insecta; Lepidoptera; Pieridae. The transcript has a single exon. Gene Ontology annotation, biological process: peroxisome organization.
UGUCACAGAGUACUUUCAAACUUUGAAGUUUGAAUAAAUUGAAUAUGAUAGUACCAUGACCAAUAUACAUCAUUAAUUCAAAUUAUUUAUUCGUGUUUUUUAAUUAUUCACUUCGACCUUUGGCCUAGAUUAUUCUUUUAACUAAAAUGAGUGAUAACAGAUUAAGUGCAUGGUAAUAAGUGACAAAUGCAUAACGCCAAAGUAACCACAAAAUCAUAAAUUAUUUUUCCUGGAUCAGACGCCAAAAACAAGGAUAAUAAUCGGUUCGCGUUUGCUUGUAAAAUUUGUUACACCAUAAUACUAAUAAUAAAAUAAUUUGAUAAACGUUUUCUUCUACCAGUCGUAAUAAAAGUGAACCUGAAUCGGAAAGAUCAACACCUUUAAUAGAGAAAGAUAUAUAAAAGUUGUGAAGUGAAUAUGGAAAAGAAAUUAUCACUCAAGGAACUUAUGACCGCUUAUCGAAGAUGGGUUAUUAAUAAUCCAUCUUUGGUGACAGACGUAGAAACAGUGGCGACGUGGUCCUCCUAUUUUAUUGCUGGUAAGAUUAAUAAAUCACCUAUCGUUUCGGAACUUGUAUAUGCAUUAUCGAAACUACUUUCCUUAUUCAAUGACAAGAUUAUUACCGAUGCCUAUGGCAACAAUGCUUCCCAAUUCAGUUUACAAGAACAGAUAAAAUUAUGGCUUACAAUUGUCCAUUAUUGUGAAGUUUUUGUUGAACUCGUUGUAAAAUACAAGUGUGGUUCUCGUGGGAAGUGGACAGCAGCAAUAAUAAUACAAAUGUUUAAGUGUUCAUCUGCAUUGGUAUUGCUCUUUAGAUUUAAGGAUAUACCUAUACAACAUCCACCAAUACCAGCAUUACAACGAAAGAAAUUUACCGAAACAGUAGAAUCUGAAGAAAAUAGAGAUGCUUUCUUUACCUUAAAAAGGUCAGGUAGACUUGUCCGUAGGGUGGAAGGUGCUCCACCUAUAAGUCUUCGUGAUUGGCAACCUAUAAAAGUAGAAGAUAACAGCAUACCGUCUGCUAUUGAAAUACGAGAUUUAAAACAUGCAGAGUUAAUACAUAUAUUUAAACCAAUAGUACAUCUUGCUGCAAUGAAACUAUUUGGAAAUAAAUCCUGGAAGCAGUGGCUGAUUGCUUUGGGAUUAGAUGUUGCUAGUUUUCAACUGUACAAUAAGCACAUUGAUGAAAUAAGCUAUGAGCAAAGGUUAGAAAUAAGUAGAAGAAAGUUAAGUCUGGUUUUGUAUUUAUUGAGAAGUCCUAUGUAUAAUAGUUACUCCAAAAGACUUAUUGAAAAUUUCCUUGAAUCAACUUCUAACAGAAUACCAGCAAUGUCUUUUAUUUGUCAACCCAUAAUACAGUAUUUAAAUCAUUGGCAAGAUAUAUACUUUUAUAUGUGGGCUAUGUGAUGAAUUUAUUAAUUCAUCAAAUAUUAUUUCAUUUAUAGUGUAUGUAUUGGUUUCAAUUAAUUGUGUAUGAUUAUUAAAGAUUACUUUUUAAAAUGA